This is a messenger RNA of Bolinopsis microptera, 2128 nucleotides long. RefSeq lists its product as uncharacterized. The record is from RefSeq and is a predicted model, not a curated record. Gene Ontology annotation, cellular component: plasma membrane. The transcript has 9 exons. Gene Ontology annotation, molecular function: G protein-coupled receptor activity. Bases 32 to 1537 code for a protein of 501 amino acids. Lineage: Eukaryota; Metazoa; Ctenophora; Tentaculata; Lobata; Bolinopsidae. Gene Ontology annotation, biological process: G protein-coupled receptor signaling pathway.
AUUCUAGUAAUGAACGACAUUAUAUACGAGUAUGUCCAUUGAGAUCUACAUCUACUUCGCUUUUGGGAUCCUUGCAAUGCUCAUCAAUAUCAGUUUUCUUACCAUUACUCUUUGUGUUCAGCAGAAAUCCGGAAAAUCAGCAAAAAGAAAGAAAGGAGUAUUCAAGAUGAUGUAUAUCACUCUCCUUUCCAGUAACUGUGCUAUGUUACUAGCUCCAGUUAUUCGCUACUGGGCAACCCAACUUGAAGUUUAUAACGAGUUGUGGUGUAUACUGAUAAGCUAUUUAAGUUGGAUAAGUUGCAGUGUUAACGUCUGCUCAAUACUUCUCAUCAGUAUAGACAGAUUCCUAGCUGUUAUGAACCCAUUCAGAUACGUUCAGCUUAUGAAAGCAGGUAAAGUUAUUGGACUUCAGAUAGUUUUUAUGGCGUGGAGUUUUAUCAUGCCACAGGUUGCGGGAACGAAAAGCGAUAUGAGAUACGAAUACAUCAAUGAGUUAAACUUCUGUUUACCAACUGAUAACAAAGUAUUGUUUCACGCUUGGUACCUAGUAUCCUAUAUAUUUCCUGCUGCUGUGGCAGUGUCCCUGAACGGAUUCAUCAUGAGAUAUCUGGUUCGUAGAUUGUCAGUUUUUACUGAGAAGAUGGAAACACGAAGACAGACCAUGGAGAGUAGUAGAAGUGGUAAUAGUAACGGAGGAUCAACUAUUAACGGGAAACCUUCCCAAGAUUCCAACGGCGGUUACAACUUCUCCAAACUAACUGAUAAUGCUUGGAGCCAUAGGAGAAGGUUCUCUUUAGCCUGGGGUGAGUUCGCACUUAAUUUGGAAGAUUCCACUGGAUCACUCAAACGUAGAGUCUCCGGACAAUACAGAAGAAUCUCUGAUUUAUCCUCAAAUGGUAGCUUGCGAAAUAAUCAGAAACAUGAUAGGGAUAGCGAGGGGACAGCUUUGGGUUCUGAACAGGAGAGUGUGAUAACAGGUCGCAAUACCAAGAGCCCGAGGUGCGCCCAAUAUACAACAGCUCCAUUGAGCUUGAGGUCAAGUCUUUCUAAAAACGGUAGCAACCACGAUAUGGAGAUCAGACCAGCAAAGAGCACUAAAGAGCUUACGUUCGAGAUAGACAGAUUACAAACAGAGGAAGCAAGACGGUCCCCCUCUUGCUGCAUCAGCUACUCUGGCGGAGACGAGAUAUCCUCCUCACCCAUCAGCACCCUCUUCCUCAACAUCACCCCUCGCUCCGGGGCUAGCGAAGCCUCACCGAGAGCACCCGCCAGCAAGUCAGAAAAAUGUGUUAGAAAACAGUUUGACGUCAUAUUGAAGACAAUAACCGGUUGUGUGACAGAGUUUGUGUUGUUUACCCUGGCUUGGACAGUAGUGUACGUGGUGACGGGCAUCUUGAAGCUGAACUGCCCGGUGAACACUGUCAUGAUAAUACUGGUACAUACCAUUGUUACCAGUGUCCUAUAUUCAGCUAGCUACACCAGCUAUUAUAAUAAAGCCCUGAGAGCAAAGGCAAAGUUUGGGUCCCGUUCUCGUUAAAACGUGGGGUAAAAGGAAAAAUAAAAAGGCUGCAACAUUUCAUUCACGGAAAUCAAAAAAGAAUGUUGGACAUAAAUUGCAUUUGUGUCAAAUGAAGGGUGGAUGAGAAUUUUAAUUAUUUCCAGAUAUUUUAAUAUUUUAUAUGUUACAGUGAAACCUCAAUCGCAUGGUUUGUUGUUUCAUUGAUUAUGUACAUGGUUUCAUUUUUUAAGGAGCCCGAGAUAAGGUUCCCAUUCUUUAACCCAGGAUGGAAUGAACAAAUACUUAAAUACCGCUGUUACGUUACUGCUAGCUGACUUGUUAUUCAUUAAGGACAGAGGGGGUUCUACAAUAAAUAUUGAGUGGUAAAGUAUCACUGAACGCCCCUUUCUGACCUUAAUUUGUUUUAUUUUUUGUUUUUAUUUUUUCGACUGACUCAUCGGUCAUUUAAUUGACUGAUCAUUGAUUAUAAGUUAAGUACAUGUUCAAUCGAGAUGGGUAUGUUGAUUUUCAGAUAAUUGUUCAGGAGGUGCUAUGUGUUAAACUAACCUUCUAUCAGAAUAUUUUUCAUGUUGACAUGUGUUAAAUCUUUGAAUUGUGAUCCAAUUAUCC